Molecule: messenger RNA, 1689 nt
Organism: Galendromus occidentalis (western predatory mite)
Lineage: Eukaryota; Metazoa; Arthropoda; Arachnida; Mesostigmata; Phytoseiidae
Product: paired box protein Pax-9
Exons: 11
Coding region: 1-1689 (562 amino acids)
Biological process (GO): regulation of transcription by RNA polymerase II; anatomical structure development
Molecular function (GO): DNA-binding transcription factor activity, RNA polymerase II-specific; RNA polymerase II cis-regulatory region sequence-specific DNA binding
Source: RefSeq, a predicted model, not a curated record
AUGAUGGAGAUGCAGGGCGUACCUCUGCAUAAUCACGUCUCCCCUCCAGCCAACGAUCCUGAGCAGGAGAACAACAACAAGUCAGCCAAAAAAGGUGAGUCCUGCGGCGUUUUGGCUUCCCCAUACCUAGGAGAUCCCUGGGCCUGGAAGAACGCCACCAAUUUCAACGCACCUUCUCCCGAAGAGCCGUCCAGUCAGGACGACAAAAACGGUCACGGUGGCGUAAACCAGCUCGGCGGCGUAUUCGUCAACGGCCGACCAUUGCCUGAUGUAGUGCGGCAACGAAUCGUAGAGUUAGCCCACCAAGGCGUACGGCCAUGCGAUAUCAGCCGACAGCUGAGAGUCUCACACGGAUGCGUCUCCAAAAUACUAGGACGUUACUACGAAACGGGUUCUAUUCGUCCAGGAGUGAUCGGUGGUAGUAAGCCUAAAGUAGCAACCCCCAAGGUAGUCGAUGCAAUUGCAAACUACAAAAAACAAAAUCCAACCAUGUUCGCCUGGGAGAUCAGAGAUCGCCUGCUGGCCGACGGUGUUUGUGACCAGGACAACAUUCCCUCAGUCUCCUCAAUUAACAGGAUUGUGCGAAAUAAGGCGGCGGAGAAGGCCAAGCAUGCUCAUCAUAAUCAAGUGUCUUCUCCAUCGCCCCAUUCACCGCCACAACAAACACCGUCAUUGGAUGCCACUCGCCCUUCGUAUUCUAUUAAUGGGAUCCUCGGCAUUGAUGGAAAACGCAAGCGGCAACAAAUAUCCGGACCUGACCAAACCGACGUUAACUCGAACGGUGAGGUUCGGAGCGAUCUCGACGAGGGAGUCAAACGGCCGCGGACGGCGCAGUACAACGACCAGUAUUCCAGUCUUAGUCCCAAUAUGUGGCAGAAGUGGUCGUCGAAAGCGGAGGACAUGAAGCCCUCGGCUGCUGCGAUGGUCAACGAGAUCCCAUCGGGAGGUUCGGGGUCGCCCUACGCGUUGCAACAAUUCACCGCCGACCAGGCUUUCAGUCCAUCUACGACGUCGACGGUCGCAGCGGAGCCGAAGCAGGAGGGCGACGUUCAGGCAUUCGACGGUCUCAACAACGGUCAAGCGACCACGGUCUACACGCCGCCGAUCGGUGGAGUGAUGCCUGGUCUGACUCCUGUAGGCCUCCACGAUCUCGGUACGCGGUACGCUUCGAAUAAUUCCCCCGCCGCAGCUCCUGACACGUCGUCUCCUAGGGCAUUCGAAUCAGUCGCGCCGUCAGAGUCUCCCGCGAAGGCUGAUAGCGGGCCGCUUGCUUCGAUGGCUGCGCCGGCAUUGUCUUCUUUGACGAUUCUACAGCCUGUCCACUCGACGACGAUACCCGGCUACGCGUCGUUUGCACAAUAUGCGGCACCAGCUCCACUUAAACCGCAGCCCUUGCUCAGCCUUGAGGAUGCCAACCAUAAUACACAACCCCAAGAACAGUGUCCGGAUGUGACCGGCAGCGUGACGACAACGAACGCAACGGAUUAUCCCUAUGCAACACCGUACUCGCAGUACUCGACGGCAGCAGCGGGAGCGUACGCAGCCUACGGAUAUGGAUCUGGUUCCAUUCUAAAUCCAUCUUAUUACUACACUCACGGUGGAACACGAACGACUCCGUCGACCCCUUCAGCUCAGAGUGUCGCAUCCCUUGAGAACUACAAAGCCUCAUUGGAACGAUGCGAACAAUAG